Messenger RNA from Arthroderma uncinatum, 804 nucleotides. RefSeq names its product MSF1 domain-containing protein. Gene Ontology annotation, molecular function: phosphatidic acid transfer activity. NCBI's taxonomy places the organism in Eukaryota, Fungi, Ascomycota, Eurotiomycetes, Onygenales, Arthrodermataceae. The transcript has a single exon. The coding region runs from base 1 to 804 and encodes 267 amino acids. Gene Ontology annotation, cellular component: mitochondrial intermembrane space. The record is from RefSeq and is a predicted model, not a curated record. Gene Ontology annotation, biological process: phospholipid transport.
AUGAAGUUCUUCGAGAACACUUUCAAUUACGACUACUCCUUCCCAGCUGUCACGCUAGCAUACUUCCUUCGCUAUCCCAACCCUUACUCUCGCCAUGUUUUGACCUCAGACGUGAUUGACCGGUAUGUCGACCCGGUCACGCAGCGGCUGCACACGACACGGCUGCACUUAAAGAAGUCCAAGGUCCCCUCGGCGAUGCUGAAGCUGCUGCCCAAGGGGAUCGGAGGCGCGGAUAACUCGGGACAGAGCAUUAUCCUCGAAACCAGCGUCAUCGACGUCCACGAAGGAUGGAUGCAGACGGAGUCUCGCAAUAUGGAAUGGACGGGAGUUCUCAGUGUAGUGGAAAAGCAAGUCUACCAUCGAUCUCGAUCCGGGGACGCGGAUUCUUUUGCCUCGUCCCAGUCGGCACCUGGAUUGGGCAUAGAUGAUGGCCUGAAAGGCGAAUGUACGUCGGUGAAAACCACGGUUACGUUCAAAUCUCGACUAGGGCAGAAUAUGCUUGGCCGCUCGAAGAAAGAUGCCACGGUUGAAGACGACGCUCCCAAGAAGGGGUUUUUUGCCUCGUGGUCCACUGCUGGCAUCCAACGAACGAUCGAACUUAUCGGAGUGAAGCGGACACGGGACGCGGUAUUCCGCAGCAAGCAGGGCAUGAACGUCGUCCUUGAGCGGCUACGGACCGGCGGCAUCGUUGCCGUAGUGGAGGGCAUGAGGCAAGACCGCGAGGGCGGGCCUGGACACGAGGGCCCGUGGAAGCGAGUCUGGCUGCACGGCGCUCAGAAAGAAGGACACUACGAUGACGAGUGA